UUGCACUGUGUUAUGUUUUAGUAUUGCACUGCGUUUAUGUUUGUAUUAAGAAAUAUCACACAUAGACAAACUGUUGGUGGGCACUUUAGAACAUGUUGCCAGCAGGCGCGGACUGACAACUCAUGGGGCCCCCAGGCAAUAGGGGAUCAUGGGGCCCCUGUGUCCUUUCCCACACUCAAAGCACACCCAAAAAAGCCUAUAAAAAAGGUACCAGGGGCAUUUCAUGGGGCCCCCUACUGACCCCGGGCCCUCGGGCAGUGCCCGAGUGCUUGAAUG
Messenger RNA from Staurois parvus, 276 nucleotides. The record is from the annotation of a GenBank genome assembly. Lineage: Eukaryota; Metazoa; Chordata; Amphibia; Anura; Ranidae.